UCACUUUGCGAGUUAUUCUAUAAAACAUGGAACGUCGUAAAGCCUUUCGAUUUCACACUCCGUCGAGUUUGUUGAUAGCGGGUCCGUCUGGCUCCGGCAAGACGAUGUUUACCACCAAACUGCUCUUGGAGAACGGCGACUUGUUCCAAGAACCACCGAAGAGUAUUCAUUACUGCUACGGAUCGUGGCAAGAUGGCUUCAAAGAGCUCAAGAAGGGAGGUGUCAAGUUUCACGAAGGUAUACCCGACAGCGAACAGUUACCCCGAUGGUUUACUCGAGGGGUUGUUUUGGUCCUGGACGAUCUGAUGGACGAGGGUGGCAACGACAAGCGUGUGUUGGAUCUCUUCACCAAACAUUCUCAUCAUCGGAACAUCACGGUGAUUUACUUGUGUCAGGAUCUAUUCCCUAACGGAAAAUUCGCCAAGACCAUUUCCCGCAACGCUUAUUACAUCGCGGCCUUCAAGAACCCGCGUGAUCAGUUAGGGAUACGAAAUCUAUUACCACAAUCGUUUCCCACGCGAUGGCAGGAAGUGUUGGAUGCGUUUCGACAGGUCAUCGAUCGACCUUACGGUUACAUGCUAUUGGAUCUUCAUCCAGCCAGUCAGGACGAUCAACGUGUCAUCAGUCGCGUGUUAAAAGACAAGGGAUUCGUACGAUGUCAUCAGUUUGCGGCGUCGUCAUGUUGAGGAGCGAGGUCGAGUGGUUUCCGUUGUUUAUUCACCUAUGUAAAAACAGGCUCCAUUACAUCAUGAAUCCCAAUGAAAUGGACUACGAGCAGAUGAGACAGAUCACAGAAUGUGAGAGUUAUCGUAAAGUACGAUCCAUCCUGAACGCAUAUAAUGGUGAAGGUUUCGAGAGUUUGGUUCAUACACAAGAAGUACUCGCUAAGAAGAAAGUAGCAAGAGAGAAGAGAGAUGGCCUCUGGCAGUGACGAAUUCAAUUUUGAAGCUCUGGACGAUUAUUCGCCGUGGGGGUCACCGGUUCAAAUGGGGUCUCCAGUUCCAGCGACAGCGGGUGUGGGCAUAAGCCUGAACACACCUUCACCACCGUCACCGCCACCACCAACCCCAGGGACAGCGGUCGGGGUAGGCACCGCUAGCACGGGUACGUCGCGCAGCGAUGUCACGACAGGUGUGGAUAGCGCUGGCACGGGGGCAGCACGCACCAACGUCACGAUGGGAGUGGGUACGACACGUAUGUUGCGUCGAAUGGCAGGACGUUCUGCCACACCGACAGAUGACACACCUUUGGCCCGACCUACUAGAGGAGGUAAACGACCGAGACGCGUCCCACGUCAAAACACACCAUCGUCCCCCAGUGAUGCCGGAAGCCGUAGAAGAAGUAGCGCUAGUGGUAGUAGCGGUGGAAGAAGACGCGGAGGAGGCGGAGGCGGAGGUGGAGGCGGAGGUGGUGGAAGUAGUAGUGACUCCACACCUCCUUCGUCGGUUAGAUCGGGUCCUUCUCGAGGUCGAAGAAGGCGAGGAGACCGUAUUCUCAACCAAGCCCAGAUGCAGCAACAACUGAAAGAGAUUUUGAGACAACAACAACAAACGGCAGCGGGUCGUCGCAUUGCCGGUAUCACGACCACUAACACGAUCACAACCACCUAUAAAAAUGGACAACGUCCUACCUUGACACGCAAUUCGACCAGUGUACGUAACUGAGAACAACAUGAGAAGACGUCGACAGAAAAGGAGAAAGCAAUGGGGUGGUGCUCUUGCGAGUGCGUUGUCUACGUUAGCACCCAUCGGUAAAGGGGCUGCGCUGGGAUUGGUCAAAGCUUUGGGUAAACGCACCGUGAAAACAGGAAUCCGAGCUGGAACUGCCGCUACCAUUGGUGCAGCAGGGGCAGGCGUUGGUCUCGGGGUCCGAAAACUGUUGAGACGCAAGAAAAAACGACGACAACCUCGCCGAUAAAAAGAUCGACCGUAUGGAUAGACUCAUCAAUCGGAUAAAGAUGUUGAGGAGUGAAGUCAAGUGGUUCCCCUACUUCCUGCAUCUAUGCAAAUGCUCUCGCUCUUACUGGGAUGAGAGCAGUAUGGAUCACGAAGACAUGAAACGUAUCGCGGACGAGUGCGAUAGUUACAGACAAUUCCAGGAUACCCUGAACCAUUCCGUAGAAACCGCUUUCAAGGACGAGAUCUGGGAGUACGAGCAACAAGCUAAAAAGAUCUAACAUACCGAAAGAAAGUUAGAAGCUAUUUGGGACUGGUUGAAACGUAGUCAUGAGUACUUUGGUCUGUUUAUUGGAUGAACCUUUCACCACCGUGGUGGAAUUAGACUCCCUUAAACGUUUGGAUGGUUUGUAUGCUUUCUAUCACAAGUAUUGGUGGUGUCGAAGACAGAUGUUUAGUUACUACAAAUUGUGUAACGCCAUUCUCAACGGACUAGCAUUACUGGUCGUGGCCGCGAGUAUCAUCUUGGGAUCCGUGUGGAAAGAUGGGUACACGGUGGUAGGAUUGACGGCUUUCGCCACCUUACUUAAAGGAUGGAACGAUUUCAAGAAGUAUUCGUUCAAGAUGGACAUGGCCAAAUUCGCUUAUACGACUUACGAAAAGACACUGACAGAACUUAGGAACUAUGCUCUGGUUGGAGUGGAGGAAUUGGAUGGUUUUUUGACCAAGACCAAGAGUUCGAGACUACGAAAAACGAUUUCGUCACGUUCCUCUAUAAAAGCGACACGUGAUCGACUUCGUGCAUCAUUUACAUCAUGUGCGUAAGACGACGAAGAACGGUGAAAAAGAGGAAGAGGAGGAGGAGUAAGGGACAGAAAGGGGGCAUUUUUCCCUUCGCGGCUAUCUUACCCGCUCUGAUAGCCGGCGGUAAAGCCAUUGCGUUGGGUGCCGCGUCAGGGGCUGCAGGUUACGGAGCCAAGAAAGCCCUCGAAGCCGCCACUCGUAGAAGACGAUAAAAAGAGGGUGACAAUCCACCUGGACUCAGACGUCAACGAUGAGGCGGUUACGACGACAACGUCAUUUCUUGAAUAGCGUUCUUAAAGAAGCAAAUCGAAAAAAACGUCAACAGAUGUUGAAAUACGCCAAUAAAGAUCAGAUCAACGCAAUCAGCGAGAUGGUUCUCAAUUUGCUGAAAGAGAGGAUCCCCAUCAACGCAGUGACUUAUGGGAAACUGAAAAGACAUAAAAAGGUUUUGCGUGAAGUGGGUAAACGUAAAAACUCCCUCAAGCGUCGAAGAGAACAUCUCCUGAGUCAGAAAGGAGCAGGAUUCUGGAGCGGAUUACACGGUUGUUUUCGAGCAUGUUGUGUACGGUGAAAGGACGCGACGAAGACGGUUACCCGCUAGAGGGUAUCGACGUCGUGCCCAAUUUCCCGCCGAGA
Molecule: messenger RNA, 3335 nt
Organism: Orbicella faveolata
Lineage: Eukaryota; Metazoa; Cnidaria; Anthozoa; Scleractinia; Merulinidae
Source: RefSeq, a predicted model, not a curated record